Daucus carota subsp. sativus is the source of this 2682-nucleotide messenger RNA. RefSeq names its product ferric reduction oxidase 7, chloroplastic. Gene Ontology annotation, cellular component: plasma membrane. Gene Ontology annotation, molecular function: ferric-chelate reductase activity. The transcript is spliced from 9 exons. Bases 213 to 2417 code for a protein of 734 amino acids. NCBI's taxonomy places the organism in Eukaryota, Viridiplantae, Streptophyta, Magnoliopsida, Apiales, Apiaceae. The record is from RefSeq and is a predicted model, not a curated record.
GGUCCCCUUGAGUACAACUAUAAUUGUCUCAUCAAUCUAACAUGAAACAAGAAAGUCCCCAUUCACUGAAGCACUACCACUCAAAAAUUAUUUUUUAUUUGUAUAUAAUGAUAAGUAGUUGCUUUUCUUUAAGUUUCUGAGCAUAAUCCAGUGUUUAGUUGCCAGAAUUCAAGAAAAAGAUCAUAUUUUUAUGCACCCUUUUGAUUCUUGCAAUGGAUGAACACUCAGUGCCUUUGCUUUCUGAUAAAAAUGGAAACUUUGAGUACUUCAAAAAACCAUCUUCUCUUGCAUUAUUUACAAGAUGGGCUCUCAAGAUUGCAAUGUGGGUGGUUUUUAUUUUCUGGGUUUUGGCUAUAGUUUUGUACCCAACUGAGUUCUUCAAUGAUUUGAUGGAGAAAUGGAGUAAUGCUACAUCAGGCUCACUGUAUGGACUCACUGGAAGUAUUUUUAUGCUGUUCAGUGGCCCAGUUCUCAUAAUUGUAUUUCUUGGAAAUUUAUAUCUUAUCAUAUCUAAGGAUGAUGAGUUUCAUGAGAAGAAGACACAGAAAAAAGCAAGUUUCAAGUUGUGGACUUUCCCUGUCAUCAUUGAUGGACCAUUUGGAGUUGUUUCUGCUGCUGAGUUUAUUGGGAUUCUUCUGUUUUCUGUGUAUAUUGUCUGGACAGUUUCGUUUUACCUUGUUCAUUAUAUCGCAGCAGCAGCUUCUGAGCCAAAUUUUGAAGAAAAAAGUAUAUAUGUGCUGAAGUACUUUGGAGCCCGCUUGGGGUUAGUAGGUCUGUUUUGUUUGUCAUUUCUGUUCUUGCCAAUCGCAAGAGGAUCAGUUCUUCUCCGCCUUAUAGAUAUACCUUUCGAGCAUGCAACCAGAUAUCAUGUAUGGUUGGGGCAUAUAACAAUGUUAAUCUUUACUCUUCAUGGUCUAUGCUAUGUGGUUGUGUGGACGCUACAUGGUCAUCUUAUAGAAAAACUGUUGGCAUGGAAAGAUGAUGGCAUUGCCAAUCUUCCAGGAGUUAUUAGUCUUACAGCAGGCCUAUUGAUGUGGGUUACAUCCCUUCCUCCAGUGAGGAGGCAAAACUUCGAAUUGUUCUAUUAUACUCAUCAACUAUACAUAGUCUUUGUCGUCUUUUUGGCUUUGCAUGUUGGCGAUUUCAUUUUCACUAUAGCUGCUGCUGGAAUUUUCCUGUAUAUGCUUGACCGUUUUCUUCGAUUCUGUCAAUCACGGAAAACUGUCGAUGUACUUUCAGCUAGAUGUCUUCCCUGUGGAACAGUUGAACUAGUUCUCUCAAAGCCUGCAGGUCUAUCGUAUAAUGCUCUCAGUUGGAUUUAUAUUCAAAUUCGAGAACUGUCUUGGCUGCAAUGGCAUCCUUUUAGUGUUUCCUCGAGUCCUUUAGAUGGUAAACAUCAUCUUGCUGUUCUUGUAAAAGUUCUAGGCGACUGGACAGAGAAACUACAAAGACAUAUCGUACAUGAUACCAAGGAGGGACUUCAACAAGAUCUGCUUUUGCUUCCUCACUCCAAUAGUAUAAAGGCUUCUGUAGAAGGACCUUACGGUCAUGAAUCUCCAUACCACUUGACGUAUCCAAAUCUUAUUCUAGUUGCUGGAGGCAUUGGCAUAUCUCCUUAUCUGGCUAUCUUAAAUGAUAUUCUACACCGAAUUAGCGAAAAUAGGCCCUGUCUUCCAAGAAAGAUUCUUAUAGUCUGGGCUGUGAAAAAAUCACACGAGCUUCCACUUCUUCAUUCAGUUGAUAUGGAAUCUAUCUGCCCCAACUUCUCCAACACACUGAACCUUGAGAUUCAAACUUAUGUCACUCGAGAAUCAGAACCUCCAUUGGAAGAGGGAAAAAUUCACGAUACUGUGAAUACUUCCCUGUUCCGCGCCACCAGGAAUAGGGGAAUAUCUGUGUUGGUGGGUACUGGAAAUAUCAUAUGGUCUGGAAUUUAUGUGGUGGUGUCAACAGUUGGCCUAUUUAUUUUAGUGGGUUUAUUAGAUGCCUACUACAUAAAUCCUUAUAGCAUAACCUAUUGGUGGUACAAAGGGCUUCUAUUCUUAGCUUGUAUGGUUGCAAGUGUUCUUAUCUUCGGAGGUCUUGUGAUCAGUUUAUGGCAUCUUUGGGAGAGAAACGUCUCAGGAAAGGAGUCUGAGGAUGAAAAGGCUGAAAUAAUGCAGCAUAACGAGCCUCAAAUAGACAAGGAUCCACACCGGAAACAUUUCUCGAGUACUUUUCACUAUGGUCAAAGACCAGACUUUAAAGAAAUCUUUGGAUCCAUGUCGGAAAGGUGGGGCAAUGUUAAUGUUGGUGUCAUUGUGUGUGGUCCUCCAAGUCUUCAGACUAGCGUUGCCAAAGAAUGCCGUGCGCAAAACAUUGGUAGAGGAAGAAACACCCCAGUCUUCCAUUUCAACAGUCACAGUUUCGACCUAUAAUCUACCAUUCCUGGACUUUAUAUCAAGCAAUGGUGUGGAUUUGUGCAGUUGCCAAUGUCAGAAGCCAAAGUUUCGACCUAUAAGCCGGCCUGUUCUCUAUAUACUGUAUAUAUUGUAAACUCAUAGGUAUACUCAUUACUAUCUGUAUAGUUUUUAAGCUGAAGCAUUGUGUAUUAGUCGGGGAGGGCGUUGCUCAUAUGGUAUACAGUUCAUUAUCUGCUCGAUUGUGGGCUGCAUUAUAUAUAAUUACGCGCUUUACAUUGCU